Dermacentor silvarum is the source of this 954-nucleotide messenger RNA. RefSeq lists its product as uncharacterized. The coding region runs from base 1 to 954 and encodes 317 amino acids. The transcript is spliced from 5 exons. Lineage: Eukaryota; Metazoa; Arthropoda; Arachnida; Ixodida; Ixodidae. The record is from RefSeq and is a predicted model, not a curated record.
AUGCCCAAAUUAUUUGCUGUAGUGCAAUUUCCGUUGGAAAAUAACAGUAUUGCCACUGUGCCAUUGUCAUGGCUGGACGAAGAUAGCAAAAUGUGCGUAUGGCCGGAAAAUAUCCGAAACAGCGAGGUUGUGAGGCUUGUCGAGGAACUUGCACAGCCAGGCGAAACAGGCUGGCGCUCCUUCCCAGUCUCUGUUGUUGCCACAUCUCGUAAGUACACACAUCACGGUGCUUUCUCUACAUAUUUUACGUUGAUAAUGUCUUUUCAGCCUGGAAAUGAAGGUGUGCCGCGGCAAGCAGCACCGUCGGUGGAACUACCGCUACCUCCUGCUGAACUGAAAAGCAUUCAUUUGCUGCUGGAUAUCCGGCACCAGCUGCGGGAGGGCUUUGCCCAAAUAAAACAGGAGCUGCAGCUGGUGUCGGAGAGGCUGGACCGGCUGGAAAGCAAAAGCAGCCCUGCUGUUCCGCAGGCAGCGCCCCCGACACUUCCCCAGUUGCCUGCCAAAACGGUUGAAGAUGUUGAGGUGGCAGAGCAGUCGCUUCAGGAUGAAGAUGUGGCUGCUGCUCUGCGCAAGCAACUGGUUCGAUUGGGGGGCACAAGCCUGCGGGACACAGCGUCCAACAUAUUGAAUGGCCUUAUGGGCCAUGAAGUCCAACUGCAGUUCAGCCUUCAUGGCAAAAAGGGCAAAAGGGCGUUUGUGAACACACGCCUCUGCAGAGUGGCAACAGAUGCCAUCUGCGAGAAGCAAGGGGUCGACGUGAGGGAAGCGCACGAUUUUAUAAAGAGGUGGCUGCCUGGCGCCAUCGACCGUGCUGGUGGCAGGAGGCGGCGUUAUGCUGAAGCAGCGCUGCUUGCGCAGCCUCUCCCCUCUGCCACCUUUUCCGCUCCUGCUGCCCCUUCUGCUCCUGAUGCAAGCUCAGCCUCCACCUUGUCUACCGGCAGUGUGCCAGCGUAG